UAGAAAAUACGUGUCAAUACAUGUCUGGUAUCUGUCAUAAGAAAUUUGCACUGAGGAUAUUUAGUCAUUCUACUCUACAAGCUGAUAAUGUCUCAUUGGACUAGAUACGUGUAGCAGGUGCAGGCUGUUAGAAAAUAUGUGUCAAUGUCUCCAUAUUUCUCCAUCUCUUUCUAUGCUUAUUCCACUUUUCUCCUCUGUCAUUGUAAGCGAAAUAAAAGCGAACUCAACCUCUAUUGCUUUUCGGGUCAGAAUUUGGAAAGGUAGUUUCUUGGCGUUUGACUGGUCAUGGGUUUAAGCCGUGAAAAUGGCCUCUUGAAGAAAUGCGGGGUAAGCCUGCCUAUCGUUAACCUUGUGGUCCGGUCCUUCCGUGCACCUCAUGCAUAGUUGGAGCUUUAGUGCAUAGAACUGCCCUAUUAAUGGUUAUGCACUAUGUUGAGCUGGUCAAAAUUUGGAAAGGUGGUUUCUUGCCUUCUCAAGGGCCUUGGCAUAACUGGUAAAGUUACCUUAAUGUGAUUAGGAGGUCACGGCCUCACGGGUUUGUGUUGGAAAAAUGGUAUCUUGAAGAAAUGGAGGGUAAGGUUGCGUAGGUAAAGUUGAAUGUCUGUGCACUAGGUUGAACUGGUCAAAAUUUAUAAAGGCGGUUUCUUGCUUGAUAUUGAAGUUAACACUGGUUUUUGAAAUGUUGCUUUUGGCUGGUGAUUAUGUGCUUUCUGAAGUUUUCUCCUUUCAUUAGUUUGUUAAUUACUUGGUAAACCAACUAGGGUCAAUAAUGGUUAUGCAGAAGAAUGAACAGGUACUGUUGUAACAUGUCAAAUUACGAUGAUCGUGCAACAAUGUUAUGUUCUUUUUAGAGAGGAGGCUAAAUCUGUCCGUGAGAUGAGGGAUUAUUUCAGCGAUUUGUUAAAUGACGAGAUGGGAUGGAUGCUCCUUUGAGAAAGGGGUAGAUGAACAAGAUAGCUUAAGCAGAACAAACGAUAAAUUGGGCUUCCUUUAUUUUCAGUAUUUCGUGAGUUGUACUCCAUAUGGAAGAGUUCCU
This is a messenger RNA of Capsicum annuum, 1036 nucleotides long. RefSeq lists its product as uncharacterized. NCBI's taxonomy places the organism in Eukaryota, Viridiplantae, Streptophyta, Magnoliopsida, Solanales, Solanaceae. The record is from RefSeq and is a predicted model, not a curated record.